AUGGCUGGAGCUGCUUACGCCCGCGCCGCGCUCGCGCUCGCGCUCGCACUGGCCGUGGCCACCGCCGCCGCCACGGUCAAGGCGCAGCAGACCGAGUGGCUCAGGGGGCAUGCCACGUUCUACGGCGGCGCGGACGCCUCCGGCACCAUGGGCGGCGCGUGCGGGUACGGGAACCUCUACUCGCAGGGCUACGGCACGCGGACGGCGGCCCUGAGCACGCCGCUCUUCAACGGCGGCGCAUCAUGCGGGCAGUGCUACAAGAUCGCGUGCGACCGCAAGAGAGCCGACCCGAGGUUCUGCAAGCCCGGCGUCACGGUGAUCGUCACGGCCACCAACUUCUGCCCGCCCAACUCGGCGCUGCCCGACGGCGGUUGGUGCAAUCAGCAGCGCCCGCACUUCGACUUGGCGCAGCCGGCGUUUGAGAAGAUCGGCGUCUACACCGGCGGCAUCAUCCCCGUCAUGUACAAAAGGGUUCCUUGUGUGAAGCGAGGCGGGGUGCGGUUCACAAUCAACGGUCACGACUACUUCAAUCUCGUGCUCGUGACCAAUGUUGCAGGCGCUGGCUCCAUCAAGUCAAUGGAUGUCAAGAGCUCCAACUCCAAUAGUUGGAUACCAAUGGCACGCAACUGGGGUGCGAACUGGCACUCUCUUGCGUAUCUUACUGGGCAGAUGCUCUCGUUUAGAGUCACCGACACAGACGGACAAACUAUUGAAUUCACAAAGGUGGUGCCACAAGGAUGGAAGUUUGGCCAAACAUUUGCAUCCAAGUUGCAGUUCAAGUGA
Miscanthus lutarioriparius is the source of this 783-nucleotide messenger RNA. The record is from the annotation of a GenBank genome assembly. Lineage: Eukaryota; Viridiplantae; Streptophyta; Magnoliopsida; Poales; Poaceae.